AUGGCCCAGUCAAUAUCACAGACAAUCCCGUCGCGGUUCCAGAUCCGACCAGCAUCAACGGCCGACGUGCCAGCCAUGACAGAUGUCUUCUUCAGCGCCUUCAACGCCCCCUUCUGGCAGUACUUCAUGCCCGAUACGCCGUACAUGCGAGGCUGGAUGGACCGGACCUGGGCAAAGGGGCUGAACUAUCCGACGGACAGGACCUUUGUUGUUGUCGACGCCGAGGCAGGGGACAGGAUCGUGGCAUUCAGCAGGUGGCAGGUCCCUCAGGAGGACGGAAACCAGACGCACGACGCCUAUGAGGAUGUCAAGUAUGAUGAUGGAGUCUGGGACAAGGAGGUCGCGGAUCCAUUCUUUGGGGGCAUGGAUGAAAACAGAGAGAAAUUAAUGGAGAAGCGGCCACAUUGGUUUCUUGACCUGCUUGGUGUCCACGGAGACUAUCAACGCAAGGGGAUUGCUGGCAUGCUGAUUAGCUGGGGCACCGAGCAGGCAGAUCGUGAUGGUCUGCCAACGCUGCUCCAUGGCAGUGAGAACGGACAGCCUUACUACAUCAAGAGUCAUCGUUUCGAGGACCAGGCAGACAUUCCUAUCCCAGACCGCCCUGCCUAUGGCAGCUAUAGUUACAGAACACUGGUGAGAAAACCGCAGCCAUCGGCGGCAUAG
Messenger RNA from Cryphonectria parasitica EP155, 663 nucleotides. Its product is annotated as acyl-CoA N-acyltransferase. Bases 1 to 663 code for a protein of 220 amino acids. The transcript is spliced from 3 exons. NCBI's taxonomy places the organism in Eukaryota, Fungi, Ascomycota, Sordariomycetes, Diaporthales, Cryphonectriaceae. The record is from RefSeq and is a predicted model, not a curated record. Gene Ontology annotation, molecular function: acyltransferase activity, transferring groups other than amino-acyl groups.